AUAAUAUUUAAAAUCUGGGACAAAGAACCGUCAGGACCGAACUGCUUCAAUUGCAAAACCUCCGCUCAGCCUCCCGUGCGCCCCGCCGGCCCAAGUCCAGAAGCAGCCCCUUUAAAAAAGCGGAGUACAGUAUUGGGAUUCUUGAAACCUGAAACCCAGAAACAGAAUCGAAGCGGAAACUAGAAGGAAAACCUUGAACUCCUCCAGACAAUUGCUUCCGGGGAGUUUCAAGAGAGCGAGGGGGAAUAAAGGACCCGAGCGGGGGGCCAUCGCAUGGCUCGUCCCCGAGGGUCCUGGGCGAGUUCGCCGAGCGUGGGAAGCAGAAGACGCCACCCUCUUUCUGGGCUGCGGGUCAUGGCCACCGUGGAGCAGGGAGCCCGCGGGAUUGGCUUCAAGUGUCUCUCUUUGGCCACUUUUGUGCUCAUCUGCGCCGGGCAAGGGGGACGCAGGGAGGAUGGGGGUCCAGCCUGCUACGGGGGAUUUGACCUGUACUUCAUUUUGGACAAAUCAGGAAGUGUGCUGCACCACUGGAAUGAAAUCUAUUACUUUGUGGAGCAGUUGGCUCAUAAAUUCAUCAGCCCACAGCUAAGAAUGUCCUUUAUUGUCUUUUCUACUCGAGGAACAACAUUAAUGAAGCUAACAGAAGACAGGGAACAAAUCCGUCAAGGCCUAGAAGAACUCCAGAAAGUGCUGCCAGGAGGAGAUACUUACAUGCAUGAAGGAUUUGAAAGGGCCAGUGAGCAGAUUUAUUAUGAAAACAGUCAAGGGUACAGGACAGCCAGUGUCAUCAUUGCGUUGACUGAUGGAGAACUCCAUGAAGAUCUCUUUUUCUACUCAGAAAGAGAGGCUAACAGGUCCCGAGAUCUUGGUGCAAUUGUUUACUGUGUGGGAGUGAAAGAUUUCAAUGAAACACAGCUGGCCCGAAUUGCGGACAGUAAGGAUCACGUGUUUCCUGUGAAUGACGGCUUUCAGGCUCUGCAAGGCAUCAUCCACUCAAUUUUAAAGAAGUCCUGCAUUGAAAUUCUAGCAGCUGAACCAUCCACCAUAUGUGCAGGAGAAUCAUUUCAAGUAGUCGUGAGAGGAAACGGCUUUCGACAUGCCCGCAACGUGGACAGGGUCCUCUGCAGCUUCAAGAUCAACGACUCAGUCACACUCAAUGAGAAGCCCUUCAGAGUGGAAGAUACUUAUCUGCUGUGUCCAGCGCCUACCUUAAAAGAAGUUGGCAUGAAAGCCGCACUCCAGGUCAGCAUGAACGAUGGCCUCUCUUUCAUCUCUAGUUCUGUCAUCAUCACGACCACACACUGUUCGGACGGCACCAUCCUGGCAAUCGCCCUGCUGAUCCUGUUCCUGCUCCUGGCCCUGGCUCUCCUCUGGUGGUUCUGGCCCCUCUGCUGCACCGUGAUUAUCAAGGAAGUGCCACCACCCCCUGCUGAAGAGAGUGAGGAAGAAGAUGAUGACGGUCUGCCUAAGAAAAAGUGGCCUACAGUGGACGCCUCUUAUUACGGUGGGCGCGGUGUCGGAGGCAUUAAAAGGAUGGAGGUUCGUUGGGGAGAAAAGGGCUCCACAGAAGAAGGCGCUAAGUUGGAAAAGGCAAAGAAUGCAAGAGUCAAGAUGCCUGAACAGGAGUAUGAAUUCCCUGAACCUCGAAAUCUCAACAACAAUAUGCGCAGGCCCUCUUCCCCCCGGAAGUGGUACUCUCCGAUCAAGGGAAAACUCGAUGCCUUGUGGGUCCUCCUAAGGAAAGGAUAUGAUCGUGUGUCUGUGAUGCGUCCACAGCCAGGAGACACGGGGCGCUGCAUCAACUUCACCAGAGUCAAGAACAACCCGCCAGCCAAGUACCCCCUCAACAAUGCCUACCACAGCACUUCACCGCCACCUGCCCCCAUCUACACCCCUCCAGCCCCCGCUCCCCACUGCCCCCCUCCACCCCCCAACGCCCCUACCCCUCCAGUCCCGUCCCCACCUUCCACCCUUCCCCCUCCUCCUCAGGCUCCACCCCCCAGCAGGGCACCACCGCCCUCCCGACCCCCUCCUAGGCCUUCCGUCUAG
Messenger RNA from Trichechus manatus latirostris (Florida manatee), 2049 nucleotides. RefSeq names its product ANTXR cell adhesion molecule 1 (gene ANTXR1). The transcript is spliced from 18 exons. Lineage: Eukaryota; Metazoa; Chordata; Mammalia; Sirenia; Trichechidae. Gene Ontology annotation, molecular function: transmembrane signaling receptor activity. Gene Ontology annotation, cellular component: plasma membrane; cell surface. The record is from RefSeq and is a predicted model, not a curated record. Bases 274 to 2049 code for a protein of 591 amino acids.